GUCUUCUGCGUCACUUAUCCGUAUCGUUCACAUGAUGUGUACUUGAAAUUUUAAAUGUGUUUCCUAUUUUGAAAUAGAUAUGAAUUUAAUCUGUAGUGUUCAUUAGUGUUGUGUCGUGAGCACUGAAGUACGGUAACCGUUAGUGUGGCAUUUAGCAUAUUUCACAUCAUUAUUAUAUUUAUAUAUCAUUUACUCCUAAAAAUACUAUCCAGUCAAUAUGUCUAGCACGAAAAACGGCUUAAACGGCUCGCCUAGAAAGAAACCUAGAACUGAUACUGAAACUAAGGUUACUGUAGUUCUCGGGGCCCAAUGGGGCGAUGAAGGAAAAGGAAAAGUAGUGGAUAUGCUCGCCGAAGACGUAGAUGUGGUUUGUCGGUGCCAGGGUGGGAAUAAUGCGGGGCAUACUGUAGUCAUUGAGGGAGUUGAAUAUGAUUUUCACUUGCUUCCAAGUGGAAUUAUUCAUCCCAAUACCAAGUCUAUUAUAGGCAAUGGCGUCGUCAUACAUCUACCGGGGAUGUUCGAUGAGAUCGAAAAAAACGAAAAGAAAGGUUUGAAAACGUGGAAAGAUCAACUGAUUAUAUCAGAUAGAGCUCAUCUCGUUUUCGAUUUCCAUCAACAAGUAGACGGAUUGCAGGAACAAGAAAACAACCAGAAAGGUCAAGGUUUAGGUACUACCAAAAAAGGUAUCGGACCGACUUAUUCUUCCAAAGCCACCAGAAAUGGAAUCAGAGUUGGGGAUCUACUUGGAAACUUUGGACACUUCACUAAAAGAUUUCACGAUUUGGUGAAUAUGUAUCAAAGAAUGUUUCCUUCUUUGAAAGUGGAUACCGAUUCGGAAUUGAAGCGGUACAAGGAAUACGCCGAAAUAAUCAGACCUCUCGUUAAAGAUACAGUUUCUUAUCUGGAUAAGGCGGUUAGAAGCGGAAAGAAAAUUUUGGUGGAAGGGGCGAACGCGGCCAUGUUGGAUAUCGAUUUUGGUACGUACCCAUACGUAACGUCGUCAAACUGCAGCGUCGGUGGCGUCUGCACCGGCUUGGGGAUAUCCCCCCAUAGAAUAGGAGACGUUAUAGGAGUGGUUAAAGCUUACACGACGAGAGUCGGUGACGGACCGUUCCCGACAGAAUUACAAGAUGAGAUUGGAGAUUUGAUGCAAUCGCGAGGAGGUGAAAUCGGCGUAACUACCAAAAGGAAAAGGCGCUGCGGUUGGUUGGACAUCGUACUAUUACAAUAUACCAACAUGAUUAACGGCUAUACCGCUUUGUGCCUCACCAAAUUGGACAUAUUGGACAGUUUACCGGAAAUAAAAUUAGCCGUAGGAUAUAAUUUGAGAGGAAAGAAAAUCGAAUAUUUUCCUUCGACUGCAGCAGAUUUAGCCGAAGUCGAGGUUGAAUACAUAUCGAUGCCUGGAUGGAAGAAGAGUACGGAAGAUGUGAGGGAAUUUAGUCAGUUACCGGAACAAGCCAAAAAUUAUGUUAAUAAAAUAGAGGAUUUAUUAAAUGUUCCAGUUAAAUGGAUAGGAGUGGGGAAAAGCAGAGAAUCGAUUAUAACUAUUCAGGACUAGUGAAUUUGAAUUUUAGUCGAAUUGUAAUUUCUGUAUUUUAAGCUUUAAAUGUGAAUUUUUCAUUUAAACACUUCCGCAGUGAUUCGGUACUUAUUUUAAUACCGUCAUUUUUACAAUUACAUUUCAAUACUCCUUCAUAUUUAUAAAAAAGAAGAAGAGUGAAGACGUUUUCUUCUCUAUCAUAUAUUUUUCAAAUUAUUGAAAAAUACUAAUUGAAUUUCCAACUUUGAUGCCCUAUAAUUCGUUAAAGUGAUGAUUUAAAUUACUAAAAAUGUAAUUGGCGACGGUUUUAAUAAUUUUUUCUAUUUAUAGGUAUUUAACAUUUUGCCACAUAAUCUAAUCAAGUAUUAAAAAACCAAAUAUCUUGAUUUGUAGUAGAAAAAAAUAUUAUUUUCCCCCUAUACGGUCAUUUUUCAAAACAAUUUCAUUAAAAACGUUCAAAUUUUAACCCCUAUAUAUCAAAAAUAAAAUUAUUUCUCAAGAACAGUUACAAAUUUUACAUCCUGUAUAUUGUGAUUUAGAACAAGCUUGUAAAUAUCUAUUUCGAUAGUUUUCAAUUCGACGCUCUGUAUAUUGAUACAAAAUUCUUUUUAACAAAUUCCUAAAUUUCGAUUUUUUUCUUUUUAGUUUUUAAAUUGAACACCCGGUAUAUUAUGGAUAAAGUAAUUAUUCUCGUAUAUUUAAAAAAAAUCGUUUUUUUUAACUUAAUUAUGUUUUUUCAGAUUUUUUUCAUUUUUUUUUUUUUGAGUGACCCCCUCGCCUAUUAUAUUAUGAAUAAACAAAUUUCUCAACGUUUUUUUAUUUAAUUGAAAAUUUUCAAUAUUCUAAUUUUAUUAUUAAAAAUUAUUUAAAUUUUUGUAAUUUAAAACAAAUAUAUAGAAAAACCUUGUAAAUUGGGCCCCCAUGAAAAAAAUUACCGCACUGAUCAAAAAAAUAAUGAAAAGAGCACAGUAUGAAAAAUUUUAUCUAUUUUCAGGUUUUUUCAAUUUUUUUUUUUUUUUUUUCGAAUGACCCCCUCAACUAUUAUAUUAUGAAUAAACAAAUUUCUCAACGUUUUUUUAUUUAAUUGAAAAUUUUCAAUAUUCUAAUUUUAUUAUUAAAAAUUAUUUAAAUUUUUGUAAUUUGAAACAAAUAUAUAGAAAAACCUUGUAAAUUGGGCCCCCAUGAAAAAAAUUACCACACUGAUUUAAAAAAUAAUGAAAAGAGCACAGUAUGAAAAAUUUUAUCUAUUUUCUGAUUUUUUUAAUUUUUUCUUGAGGACCCCCCCCCCACCUAUUAUGAAUAAAUAAAUUUCUCAUCUUUUUUGAGUUAAUUGAAAAUUUUCGAUAUUCCAAUUUUAUUAUUGGUUAUUUAAAUUUUUGUAAUUAAAAACAAAUAUAUAGAAAAAAACCUUUUAAAUUUGGCCCCCAUGAAAAAUAAAAAGUAUCACACUGAAUCAACAAUUCAUGAAAAGAACACAAUAUAAAAAUUUUAUCUAUUUUCUGAUUUUUUUCAAUUUUUUUUUGAGUGACCCCCUCACCUAUUACGAAUAAAUAAAUUUCUCAUCUUAUUUAAAUUAAAAAUUUUCAAUAUUCUAAUUUUAUCAUUGAAAAUUAAUUAAAAUUUUGUAAUUUAAAACAAAUAUAUAGAAAAACCUUGUAAAUUGGGCCCCCAUGAAAAAAAUUACCGCACUGAUCAAAAAAAUAAUGAAAAGAGCACAGUAUGAAAAAUUUUAUCUAUUUUCUGAUUUUUUAAAAUUUUUUUUUGAGUGACCCCCCCACCUAUUAUGAAUAAAUAAAUUUCUCAACGUUUUUUUAUUUAAUUGAAAAUUUUCAAUAUUCUAAUUUUAUUAUUAAAAAUUAUUUAAAUUUUUGUAAUUUAAAACAAAUAUAUAGAAAAACCUUGUAAAUUGGGCCCCCAUGAAAAAAAUAACCGCAGUGAUUUAAAAAAUAAUGAAAAGAGCACAGUAUGAAAAAUUUUAUCUAUUUUCAGGUUUUUUCAAUUUUUUUUUUUUUCGAAUGACCCCCUCAACUAUUAUAUUAUGAAUAAACAAAUUUCUCAACGUUUUUUUAUUUAAUUGAAAAUUUUCAAUAUUCUAAUUUUAUUAUUAAAAAUUAUUUAAAUUUUUGUAAUUUAAAACAAAUAUAUAGAAAAACCUUGUAAAUUGGGCCCCCAUGAAAAAAAUAACCGCACUGAUUUAAAAAAUAAUGAAAAGAGCACAGUAUGAAAAAUUUUAUCUAUUUUCAGGUUUUUUCAAUUUUUUUUUUUUUUUUUUUCGAAUGACCCCCUCAACUAUUAUAUUAUGAAUAAACAAAUUUCUCAACGUUUUUUUAUUUAAUUGAAAAUUUUCAAUAUUCUAAUUUUAUUAUUAAAAAUUAUUUAAAUUUUUGUAAUUUAAAACAAAUAUAUAGAAAAACCUUGUAAAUUGGGCCCCCAUGAAAAAAAUUACCGCACUGAUAAAAAAAAUAAUGAAAAGAGCACAGUAUGUAUGAAAAAUUUUAUCUAUUUUCUGAUUUUUUAAAAUUUUUUUUGAGUAACCCCCCCACCUAUUAUGAAUAAAUAAAUUUCUCAUCUUUUUUGAGUUAAUUGAAAAUUUUCAAUAUUCUAAUUUUAUUAUUAAAAAUUAUUUAAAUUUUUGUAAUUUAAAACAAAUAUAUAGAAAAACGUUUUAAAUUGGGCCCCCAAGAAAAAUCCAAAAAAACCGCACUGAAUAAUCAAUUCAUGAAAAAAGCACAAAUUUGCGUUUAUUUUCUUUUUUUUUUCAAAAUUUUAUAUACAAUAUAUACCAAACUUGUUAAAACAUUGUUUUGUUGAUGUGGGAAAAGCUUUCAACAAGCACAACUUGUUAACGCAAUAAAUAUAUUCGUUAUUAUACUGCUUAUACAUAUUUUGAAUAAAUACCAGUACACCAAAA
Molecule: messenger RNA, 4454 nt
Organism: Diorhabda sublineata
Lineage: Eukaryota; Metazoa; Arthropoda; Insecta; Coleoptera; Chrysomelidae
Product: adenylosuccinate synthetase
Exons: 8
Coding region: 218-1561 (447 amino acids)
Biological process (GO): 'de novo' AMP biosynthetic process; IMP metabolic process
Cellular component (GO): cytoplasm
Molecular function (GO): GTP binding; adenylosuccinate synthase activity
Source: RefSeq, a predicted model, not a curated record